CCAACUGAAGUCCAUCCAGGAAGCGUUUUGCUGAAUACUUUCAGUUGCCAUCGAGAUAUCACGAUGAGAUAGCAGUAAUGUGAUAGUUCUGUGUAAUACAAUAUGCCAGUUUUUAGAAAAAACUAAACACAUUUCGUAACGUUAAUCCUGAGUUUUUUUCCGGAGUUUGUUUUCAUGGCAUAGUUAGACAAAUAGCCAUGUGUAUCGUCAACCUUGUUGCAGAAUGGAUCAAUAGUAUAUGCAGAAUAGAUGCAGAAUAAGCGUUGUUUUGGACCAUCUGUUGUCUAAUCCAACAACUGUGUGGUUUAAUUUACCACUGAACAAACCCCAGCAGUAAACUCAUUUUAAAUAAUGUCGAAACUAGUGGGCACUGCGGGGGUCUCUGUGUUGGGCGACAAAUCUUUGGAGUUUUACCGAGAUCCAGUUGCUUUUUGUGAACAACGUAUUGAAAAGCAUGGGACGCGGAUAUUUCAAUCAAGACUUCUGAACAAACCAACUUCCUUCGUCUGUUCGGUGGAAGGGAUGAAGGAAUUACUUUGCGAGAAGUCAUCUGUGUUCCUGAAAGACCCCACUGAUGUAAUGCACAACAUGUAUGGAGACAACAUAGUGACUGCUAAUGGCGAGGAAGCCUGCUUGCUGCGCCUGUCUCUCACCAACCUUUUCACAGGAAAGUGUCUGGCCUCAGGCUCUGACCUCAUUAACAGUGUUUCUGAACGGUGCUUGAAGAACCUUUCUGCAACUGGGGAGCCUGUGUCGGUGUACCCUCUGUUUAAACGACUGGGAACAGAACUGGUGUUGGGGCUGUUCCUGAAUGUGAAACCAGAUGAGACACCAGAGCUUUUCCAAGAAAUUACAGCACUCUGUACCCUACACUGGCAUGGGAUCAUCUCAACUCCAAUCAGUGUGAAGGUUCCUCUGUGGUCCUCUGGCUUUUGCACAGCACUGGAGGCUAAAGACAAGCUCAUGGACAUCAUUAAAGACAAGCUGGAGUGUGAGAGACAGGGGUUUGUAGGUUAUCUCCGUGAUCUACCUCUCCCUGAUGCCAGUUGUGCCUCCCAGCAUCUGCUGUUGUUCAUCUCUGCUCUGAUCCCCAAAGCCCUGGCAUCCUUACUCACCUCCUUCACCCUGGUUCUGAGUGGCGCAGGCAAGAAGGAAAUUAGGAAUCGUGCGAGGGCAGACCCUGAUUACCUUUACUACAUCCUCCUGGAAGUACAGAGACUUUGGCCUCCGUUCAUUGGUGGAAGGAGAAUAGCCAAUCAACAGCAACCAGUGACCUGGGUCAACAGCAUCAAUGUAACAGUAUUUCUUCCGUCCCCUCGCCUGACCCGGGCUCGAACCAGGGACCCUUUGCACACAUCAACAACAGUCACCCACAAAGCAUCGUUACCCAUCACUCCACAAAUGCCGCAGCCUUGCGGAGCAAGGGGAACAACUACUUCAGGUCUCAGAGCGAGUGACGUCACAGAUUGAAACGCUAUUAGCGUGCAUCACCGCUAACUAGCUAGCCAUUUCACAUCAGUUACAUGUGCAUCCCAAAUGGAACCCUAUUUCUACCCUAGUAGUGACAAAUAGGGUGCCUUUUGGGACACUUUCCUUGUCAUGUGCUCUCACGGCUCCCCCUCCUUCCCUCCCUUCCUUUCUCCCUCCCUCUAUCCCGGCUGGUUGGAUGAAUAAUGGAUAACCACACGCCCAGGUUAUGAUGGGUAAUUGAUUGAGGCGGUAAACACUGAUGUUACAGUGUUGGAGUUGGGUGGAGGAGCGAAGGAGGAGCGAGGGAGGGAGGGUGAUUGUCAUGGGUGGAGGGGGGUUCGUCACGCCCUCCCCUCACCUGGGGUGAAGCAGCUCCUCCACAAUAAGAGAGAUAUAGAGAGAGAAGGGAAGGGGGCUGGACCAUUCUUUUUUUUUGGUGGGCUGGUCGAAAUUGACACACAAAAAUAUAUGUUUUUUGAAAUAAAACAAUUUAUAAAGGGCCUGUUAAGAUGUUUUUUGUAUAUAUAUUUGUGCAAUUUCGCAGUUAUAAUAAUCUAUAAUGAGCCUUUGGCUGAUCAGUGGGUAAUGGCCUGCCCCCCUACCAAGAUGUGCCGGCCUGGUUUUCUGAUAGGCUGAGCUGAGGUUAUGCAAACUCAUGUUCAAAGUCAAACACGGCAUCAGCAAAGUGACCUGCUCCGACUCUUGUCAUCAGUUAGACAGCCAAGAUCAUGGGUCGUAAAAAACAGAAGAGGUUGAGGUAGAUACUGUAUGUACAUAUCACAGGAGGAGGCUGAGGCAAGAAUGGCUAGUAACAGUGACUAAGGUUCAGGGAAGGGUAUGGCUAGUGAUGACUGUCUAUUGACACAAACGUGUGUCAAUCAAAUUUACAUCAUAAUAUUUUUUUGCUCGGACUGUGUCUCAACCCCACUGCAUCCGACUGCGUCUACAUUCGGCGUCUGCGGUGGAAAGUGGCAGAGCUACAGCGCUGUUUCAGACCAGGAGACAUCCCGAAAAUCGGUCUUCUCACAAAAACGUCUGUGGUGUCCAAAAGUUUUGGCUUACUAACUAACAUGACCACUCUAUGGAAAGAUGAGACUCUCACGAACAUGACAGGGAUAUGAACUUGAAUAUUUCCAUAAACACUCCAGCUAACUGGUCUGCACAUGCUCUGAGGACGCGGCUUGGGAUGCUGUCUAGGCCGACAGCUUUCUGAAAAUUAACACGCUUAACUGACUUACGUCGGCAAUGGAGGCGUCGAUGGCUGGCUGGCUUUCCCUUUUUAAUCCUUAAUUAUCUGGUGUCCUUGACGUCAAAUUGCGGUCCUUGUAGCCAUCCCGGAAGGGAGAGUAGCAAAGAUCAAGAGUUUGUGAUGCACGAGUAGCACCGGUGAUGUUGAUAGAAUUUGGUUUUCCUCAGAUUUCCUUAAAGUCCCCAGCUACAAAAAAAUGUGGCCUCAAGAUAUGCGGUUUCCAGUGUAGUUCCUUGAGAGACGUCGUGGUGUCUGCUUGGGGGGAAUGUACACUGCAGUGAUGAUGAGCGAAGAAAAUUAUCCCGUGAGGUAAUUUUUCCGCUCCAUUGGCCAAGGUGCAAUCACUGGAGAAUAUACUGGAUGAUCUCCAUUCGAGACUAUCCUACCAACAGGACAUUAAAAACUGUAAUAUCUUAUGUUUCACCAAGUCGUGGCUGAACAACGACACAGAUAAUAUACUGUUGGCUGGGUUUUCCGUGCAUCGGCAGGACAGAACAGCUAUGUCUGGUAAGACGAGGGGUGGGAGUGUGUGUCUAAUUGUCAAUAACAGCUGGUUCGUGAUGUCUAAUAUUGAGGAAGUCUUGAGGUAUUGCUCACCUGUGUUAGAGUACCUCUUGAUAAGCUGUAGACCACACUAUCUACCAAGUGAGUCCAUUUAUUUUCUAUUUACCACCACAAACCGAUGCUGGCACUAAGACCACCCUCAAUGAGCUGUAUAAGGCCAUAAGCAAACAAGAAAAUGAUUAUUCAGAAACACCGCUCCUAGUGGUCGGUGACUUUAAUGCAGCCAAACUCAACCUCAUUUCUACCAGCAUGUCACAUAUGCAACUAGAGGAGAAAAAAACUAGACCUGCUUUACUCCACACACAGACACAUACAAAGCUCUCCCUCGCUCUCCAUUUGGCAAAUCUGACCAUAAUUCUCUCCUCCUGAUUCCUGCUUACAAGCAAAAACUAAAGCAGGACGUACCAGUGACUCACUCAAUACAGAAGUGGUCAGAUGACGCGGAUGCUACGCUACAGGACAGUUUUGCUAGCACAGACUGGGAUAUGUUCCGGGAUUCAUCUAGUGGCAUUGAGGAGUAUACCACCUCAGUCACCGGAUUCAUCAAUAAGUGCAGCGACAACGUCGUCCCCACAGUGACUGUAUCUCAACCAGAAGCCAUGGAUUACAGGCAACAUCCGCACCGAGCUAUAGGCUAGAGCUGCCACUUUCAAAGGGCAGGACACAAAUCCAGAAGCUUAUAAGAAAUCGCGCUGUGCACUCAGAUGGAGCAUCAAACAGGCAUAGCGUCAAUACAGGACUAAAAUGUAACCCUACUACACCAGCUCUGACGCUCGUCGGAUGUGGCAGGGCUUGCAAACUAUUACGGACUACAAAGUGAAACCCAGCCGCGAGCUGCCCGGUGACGCAAGCCUACCAGACGAGCUAAAUGCCUUUUAUGCUCGCUUCGAGGCAAGAAACACUGAAGCAUGUAUGAGAGCACCAGCUGUUCUGGACGACUGUGUGAAAACGCUCUCUGUAGCCGGUGUGAGUAACGUCUUUAAAACAGAUCAACAUUCACAAGGCCGCGGGGCUAGACAGAUUACCAGGACCUGUACUCAGAGAGUGCACGGACCAACUGCCAAUUGUCUUCACUGACAUUUUAAACCUCUCCCUGCCCGAGUCUGUAAUAACUACAUGUUUCAAGCAGACCACCAUAGUCCCUGUGCCCAAGAAAGCGAAGGUAAUCUGCCUAAAUGACUACCGUAGCCAUGUGCUUUGAAAGGCUAGUCAUUGCUCACAUCAACACCAUCAUCCCGGAAACCCUAGGCCCAUUCCAAUUUACAUACUGCCCCAACAGAUCCACAGAUGACGCAAUCUCAAUUGCACUCCACACAGCCCUUCCCACCUGGACAAAAGGAACACCUAUGUGAGAAUGCUGUUAAUUGACUAGAGCUCAGCAUUCAACACCAUAGUGCCCACAAAGCUCACCACUAAGCUAAGGACCCUGGGACUAAACACCUCCCUCUACAACUGGAUCCUGGACUUCCUGAUUGGCCGCCACCAGGUGGUAAGGGUAGGCAACAACACAUCUGCCACGCUGAUCCUAAACACGGGGGCACUUCAUCGGUGCAAGCUUAGUCCUCUCCUGUACUCCCUGUUCACCCAAGACUGCAUGGCCAAGCAUGACUCUAACACUAUCAUUAAGUUUGCUGAUGACCGGCAACGAUGAGACAGCCUAUAGAGAGGAGGUCAGAGACCUGGCAGUGUGGUGCCAGGACAACAACCUCUCCCUCAAUGUGAGCAAGACAAAGGAGCUGAUUGUGGACUAAAACAAACUCACCAAGACAGUUGUGAAGAGGGCACGACAACACCUUUUCCCCCUCAGGAGACUGAAAAGAUUUGGCAUGGGUCCCCAGAUCCUCAAAAGGUUCUACAGCUGCACCAUCGAGAGCAUCCUGACCAGUUGCAUCACCGCCUGGUAUGGAAAUUGCUCGGCGUCUGACCGUAAGGCGCUACAGAGGGUUGUGCAUAUGUCCCAGUACAUCACUGGGGCCAAGCUUCCUGCCAUCCAGGACCUAUGUACUAGGCGGUGUCAGAGGAAGGCCCAAAAAAUGGUCAAAUACUCCAGUCACCCAAGUCAUAGGUACCGGAGUGACAAAUCUAGGUCCAAAAGGAUCCUUAACAGCUUCUACCCCCAAGCCAUAAGACUGCUGAACAAUUAAUCAAAUGGCCACCGGACUAUUUACAUUGACACCCUCCCCCCUUGCCCUUUGUUUUUACACUGCUACUACUUACUGUUUAUUUUCUAUGCUUAGUCACUUUAUUCCUACCUACAUGUACAAAUUACCUCGACUAACCUGUACCACCGCACAUUGACUCUGUACCGGUACCCCCUGUAUAUAGCCUUGUUAUUGUUAUUUUAUUGUGUAAUUUAAAAAAAAAAAUUUAACUUUAGUUUAUGUAGUAAAUCUUUUCUUAACUCGAUUUCUUGAACUGCAUUGUUGGAUAAGGGCUUGUAAGUAUGCAUUUCACGGUAAGGUCAACACCUGUUGUAUUCGGUGCAUGUGACAAAUACAAUUUGAUUUGAUUAUAGUUACUCCACAAUACUAACCUAAUUGACAGAGUGAAAAGAAGGAAGCCUGUACAGAGUACAAAUAUUCUAAAACAUGCAUCCUGUUUGUAUCAAGGUACUAAAGAAAUACUGCAAACAAAAAUGCUCUGAAAUCAAAGUGUUAUGUUUGGGGCAUCAUGUUAUGGGUAUGCUUGUAAUUGUUAAGGGCUGGAGAUUGUAAAUGUCACUGUAGGCACUGUAUGUGUGUGCGUGUGUGUGUGUGUGGAUAGAGACCUGUGAGUGUGCAUAUCGCCAGUGCAUGUAGAGUCACUGCAGAUAGUCCAUACAGAUAAUCUGGGUAGCCAUUGAUUAGCUAUUCAACAGUCAUCAGAGGCGCCAGACCUUACAUGGCAUCAUUAAGGUUGCGGAUUAAGAUUCCUGAGCUUUCGGAAAGACGUGAGUAAUCCUCUCAAAUGGAACGGGGGUGUGUGCAGCAGCAUUUUGAGCAUGUCCUGUUGUUGCUUGCUGGUGGAAUAUUAACUGAGGUCAGUGAGUCUCACUGUUCUCUACAAUGUACUGACUGGAGAUGAAUGUUUCCACUCUGGACAGUCAGAAAUAAUGAGGAAACACUGACAGACCAUCGCCUCUUCUUUCCUGCUCUAGCUAGGCCACUGCGUUCAUUGACUUCGCCCUGGACUCUUGGACAUCAGCACACUUUGCCUCUGUAAAGUCCUCUGCAACAAUCACUCUUGGACUCACACACUUUAUUCUGGAGCUCAUGAAAGGCUUUAUGUUUCACGUCAGCUGCUACAUCCCCUUUGUGCCAGCCUAUGAUCAGAGAAGGUCCAGACAGCAACUCUUGAAAUCCAGACCCAUCUCUGCCCAUGUUGUGUUUCUUUCCCUCAGAAACCAGAGCCCUAGCCAGCCCCAGCCCAGCCCAGGUGGGCCCAUAUGCUGCCUGCUAAUGGGGUUAUACAUAAAACAUCCUCAUCUGGCCAACUGCCUGCCUGGCUUCCUGAUAGAAGGAUGUGCAUGUCACUGGGAAUAAGGACCAGGCCUGAUGAGGGGCUGUAGUCUACUGGGGACCUGUGAUACAUUACUGUAGCUCCUUAGCUUCAAUCAGCCCUCUUUAAAAGCCAGGGAUCAUGAAUACAGACAUAUCUCUUUUCCCAGUUUUUAAAUCGUUUUCAUAGAAUCUUAUUUCCCCAGAAACUCUGCUACUGUACAAUGAUCAGUGUUCCUUUAAAAACAAACAAUGAUCAGUAUUCCGAGAAGUGUUUUGUCUAGCACUCUGCAGAGUGUGGAGACACAUUAAACAGUGUUUUUCAGA
This is a messenger RNA of Oncorhynchus masou masou (cherry salmon), 7086 nucleotides long. RefSeq names its product putative cytochrome P450 120. The transcript is spliced from 9 exons. Gene Ontology annotation, molecular function: monooxygenase activity; oxidoreductase activity, acting on paired donors, with incorporation or reduction of molecular oxygen; iron ion binding. Lineage: Eukaryota; Metazoa; Chordata; Actinopteri; Salmoniformes; Salmonidae. Bases 352 to 1470 code for a protein of 372 amino acids. Gene Ontology annotation, biological process: sterol metabolic process. The record is from RefSeq and is a predicted model, not a curated record.